CGACAGGAUCGUCUGCGUCAACGCCGCGCGCGGCGAUGCCAUGUCUGCCAUGCUGAGGGAGCUCGCCGACGCGCCCCACCUCUCGAUGCGCCUGCGGCGCGCGCCGCACGAGACCGCCGGGAGCUCUUUCCACGCGUCCAGCCCGAGCUCGGCGGAGGGGGCGCACGCCGCCGCCAGCGCGCACGACAGCGGCACGGAGGGCGACGAGUCGCCCAGAAGCUUGCCGCAGUUGCAGCCGCUGCUCUCGGGCGACCUGGAGCUGUCCGAGUCCGAGGUAGCCUCGUCGGCGCUCCUCACCGCACGGACCUUGCUCACGAGCCGGGCUGGCAGCAAGGAGCACGCCAAGCUGAUGCAGACCCCCGAGGUGACAGACAGGGCUGCCGCCAGGCAGAUGACGCCCGACUCACCGAGGUCCCCCGCGUCGAGGCCAGCCGACUCGCCGUCGGGGUCCGCCGGCGUGGCCAGGUGCGCACCGGAGCUGCUGGAUCUGGACGCAGGCUCGGCGUGGUCCUCUCCGGCGAGCGGCCUGGGCGCCGGCCCCUGGCGGAGCGGGCCCCUGGCGGGCCCCGUCGUCGCGGCCGCGCCUCGGGCCGAGAGGGUCCCGCCGCUGCCGCUGGGCAGGCGCGGAGCCGCCGCGGAGCGGCCGCCGCUGCCGCAGCUGCCGCUGCCGCUGGAGGAGGCGGCCGCGCGGGCGGGCUAUGCCUGGGAGCCCGAGACGGACGAGGAGUACCAGGAGAGACGUCUCCCAAGCUCGUGGGGCCGACGGCGGUCCCCUGGCAGGCUGCAGCGAGGCCUUCCCGGGCAUGCGCGUGGCUCGGAGCCACCCCCCAGGUGCCCCGGCAGGGUGGCGGAGCGGGGAGGCGGAGCGCUUGCGUGUCCAGCCACCCAGUUCUGCUGGGGCUGGCCGCGAAGCUGACCUGCAGCGACACUCGCGCGGACAAAGUAAGGGGCGGCGGCCUGUUUCUCUGAAAGAUCUUCUGCCUGGCUGUUUCUGAUAUCAUGGGCCUCUGUUUGCCGGGGUGUGUCUGAUAUCAUUAGCCGCGAGGGCGCGGCAGCCUCGAAGGCGUGCAAGCCAGAAGGCACGGCGUACCAAGAUCCAUGGCUGCUCGCGGCGCCGUUGGAACUCAAGUACUCGGCGCGUUGAUGAGGUGAGUGUGUUGGUUCUGCCGGUGACUCUAAGCCAUGUUGCGCAGGUGACUGGCCCUUCCAUAUGCGACGUGGCCAUCGCUGCGACAGUGCAGAAUCUGACGCAGUUUUCUUUCUUUUUCCGCCCAAAGCGGCCACGCGUGCACCACAGCAUCGUCCCAGCAUGCCCGGAGGAG
Prorocentrum cordatum is the source of this 1322-nucleotide messenger RNA. The record is from the annotation of a GenBank genome assembly. Lineage: Eukaryota; Dinophyceae; Prorocentrales; Prorocentraceae.